This is a messenger RNA of Geodia barretti, 1031 nucleotides long. The record is from the annotation of a GenBank genome assembly. NCBI's taxonomy places the organism in Eukaryota, Metazoa, Porifera, Demospongiae, Tetractinellida, Geodiidae.
AUGCAGCAGGCUGAAGAUAGCGGUGCUGCGCCGCCGCUGGAGAUAGGGAGCCAGGCAGUUUGGUCUCUCUCGUCCAGUAAGCCCGGCUUCGGCAUCGCCCAACUGAGAGACGACUCCAUCAACACUUACUGGCAGUCAGAUGGGUUGCAACCUCAUUACGUCAACAUUCAGUUUUUGAUGAAGACGGAAACAAUCUCACUAUACUUGGACUACAAACAGGAUGAGAGCUACACGCCAAGCAAGGUGGCCGUUAGAGCUGGCAGCACAUUCAACGACCUCACGCAAAUUGCAGUGGUAGAAUUCACAGAGCCCGAAGGCUGGAUUGACAUAAAUGUUUUGGACAAACACGAAAGACCAGUCAAGGCAUUUCAUUUUCAGGUGGUGAUUCUUACGAAUCACCAAAAUGGGAGAGAUGCCCACAUCCGUCAGGUCAAGGUGUUUGAGCCCAAAUCACCCGACAAACACGAACACCCCGCCACUCUCCUGCCCUUUACAAGCACAGACUAUGCUCAGAUAUUGAGAUGAUCAACUUUGUCAGACUGAUAUGCACAUGACGUUGAUUUUUGGUUCUAGCACAUGCGGCCAAAUAUACUAUCUCGGCGUAUGCCCAUACAUAACGUGCUAUAGGCUCCUUGUAGAAGCAGAGGAGAGAAAGCGGAGAGGGGGGAAGAGGUGGUGGAAUGGAAAGGUGAGGGAAACAGAGGGGGAGACAGAGAGAAAGAGAGAAAAUCCUAAUCCUCUUCAGGGAAGAGCACAGGACACACUGCAACUGCUUUGCACACACUGCCGUCUGGGUAGGUACACAAGCACUGGACCGCCAUCAGCUACACUUUGUAACGCUGGACUGGACUGCAUACACACGCCUACAUAUCUGCAUACACGCCUGCUCGACCUCUGCCUGAACUGCAUGCCUGCUGCACUGACUGCACAGCCCCCACACUCAACUGCACUCACAGCAACUGUGAAAACAGCGAAUGCACAUCUUACAUACAUGUAGGGGUAUAGUACACACACACACACACACACACACA